ACGUCAUUUUACGUGGCUUGCAAAAAGUCGAAAACAUUUCGGAGGCAUUUACUAAUUAUGUACAUUUGUAUGUAAUUUUAGUGAAUGCAGCUCAUAAAAAUUCAAUGUGCAUAGUGCAAACACACAAACAGCAAUAAAAAACCAUACGUCGCUAACACUAAACAUACUGCAUGUUCAGACAGACACAUACACACACAGAAAGGCAAUGAUUCAAAGGAUAUAAAUAUUGGCCAACUUUAGAUAGACUACCGCAAAUAUGAACAAUAUGCAGAGCGCAACGCCCAAUAAUGUGGGCGUGGGCAUUAAGAGCGCACGCAGCAACAUUUUCACAGUCGAUGGCCUGCCCACGCAGCAGAUGCAGCAGCAUCAGCAGCUGACCAUCGACUACUCCAGCAUCCGUGGCAAGGAUGUCCUUGUCCAGCCCACAGACGAACAGCGGCAGCUGCUCAAGCGACGCAUCCUCGAUCGCAUCGCGGACAGCUGCGGCGAGACAAUCUACGAAAUCGGCGUGGGUGAAGAUGGCAGAGAUAGCGGCCUGAAUGCGGAGGAGUUUGAGGCAUCUGUGCAGACACUGCGCCAGCUGGCUGCUGAAAUGGAUGCGGACCUGGUCAAUCUGCGCGAGCGAGCCGUCGAGAAGGGCAAAACGGCACAGUUUCUAAUACGCAAGCAUAUAGACACCACGGACUUCAUGGAGAUACGCGUUGCGGUCGUUGGCAAUGUGGAUGCUGGUAAAUCAACACUGCUGGGCGUGCUGACACACGGCGAACUGGACAAUGGGCGUGGCCAUGCCAGACAGCGCCUCUUUCGGCACAAGCACGAAAUCGAAAGCGGUCGCACCAGUUCCGUGGGCAACGACAUACUCGGCUUCGAUGGCGUUGGCAACGUGGUCAAUAAACCGGAUCACGGCCACCUCGACUGGGUGAAGAUAUGCGAGAAGUCCGCCAAGGUCAUCACCUUCAUAGAUCUGGCGGGGCACGAACGCUACCUGAAGACAACCGUGUUCGGCAUGACGGGGCAUGCGCCCGACUUUGGCAUGCUGAUGAUUGGCGCGAAUGCAGGCAUUAUUGGCAUGACGAAGGAGCAUCUUGGCCUGGCUUUGGCACUGGCCGUGCCUGUCUUUGUGGUCGUCACCAAGAUCGACAUGUGUCCGCCUAAUGUGCUGCAGGAUAAUAUGAAGCUGCUCUUCAAGAUGCUCAAAUCGCAGGGAUGCCGCAAGGUGCCGGUGGUGGUGCGCAGCCAGGACGAUGUGGUGCUCAGCGCCACGAAUUUUGUCAGCGAGCGCCUCUGUCCCAUAUUCCAGGUGUCGAAUGUGAAUGGCGACAAUCUGGAGCUGCUCAAGAUGUUCCUCAAUCUGUUGAGCACUCGCAUGGCCGGCUCCGAGAAUCUGCCAGCGGAAUUCCAAAUCGAUGAUGUGUAUUCGGUGCCGGGCGUCGGCACCGUUGUCUCCGGCACCUGUCUGCAGGGCACCAUCAAGCUGAACGAUGUCCUCAUGCUGGGCCCGAAUGCCGUUGGCAACUUUGUGCCCAUCACCAUCAAGAGCAUCCAUCGCAAGCGGAUGAAUGUGGAGCGGGUGCGUUGCGGCCAAACGGCCAGUUUUGCGCUGAAGAAAAUCAAGCGGACGUAUUUGCGCAAGGGCAUGGUGAUGGUAUCACCGGAACUGAAGCCGCAGGCCUGCUGGGAAUUCGAGGGCGAAAUCCUGGUGCUGCAUCAUCCGACAACGAUCUCGGCCCGCUACCAGGCGAUGGUGCACUGCGGCAGCAUCAGGCAAACGGCGUCAAUUGUGCGCAUGUCCUGCGACUGUUUGCGCACCGGCGACAAGGCGCGCGUCAAAUUCCGGUUCAUCAAGCAGCCGGAGUACAUACGCGCCGGACAGCGUCUGGUCUUUCGCGAGGGACGCACCAAGGCGGUGGGCAACAUACUGCAGCCGAUGCCACAUGCAGCGGCCUCACCAUAUCGACCCAAGCCGGCCAAGAUGCAGUCGCGUGCCCACAAUGGGAAUAACGGCAGCGGCAGCAACAGCAGCAACAAUCAGCAGCGUCAUCACGGCCAGGGAUCGUCGUCAGCAGCAUCACAAGCGGCGGCCGGCGGCAGCAGCAAGGAUGCAGCUGGUGAGGAUCAGAAGCCACAGAAUGGCGAGCGACGUGAGGGCAGCCGACGGGGUGGCAAGCGGAAACGCAACAAUCGAGUGCAACCAGCAGCGAUGCCCCUCAACGGCAACAGCAGCAGCGCCCACGUGGAUGCCACGCCGAUGGUGGAGCCACCACCAAACUAGAAAUUUAUACUUGUAUUUUAAAUCACAAUCUGUUCCAAAAUGCAUUUUGUGUGUAUUCAAAAAACAAAAACAAAAAACAUUUGUUAGUUGUUAAGCUCAAGCUCCUCCCAAGUAUUUGGCGAAACGGUUGUGCUAAGAAUGUGAAUCAAGCAGCUGCUGUUUGCUACAGUGAACACUAGCGGUGAGCGACGUUGAUCACUUUGUAUGCUGUGCGAAAUUUGCGAAAGUGAAUGAGAAAUAAAUAUGUUUUUUGAUUUCGUC
Molecule: messenger RNA, 2533 nt
Organism: Drosophila grimshawi
Lineage: Eukaryota; Metazoa; Arthropoda; Insecta; Diptera; Drosophilidae
Gene: GTPBP1
Product: GTP-binding protein 1
Exons: 5
Coding region: 257-2272 (671 amino acids)
Biological process (GO): translational elongation
Molecular function (GO): translation elongation factor activity; GTPase activity; GTP binding
Source: RefSeq, a predicted model, not a curated record